Messenger RNA from Armigeres subalbatus, 2016 nucleotides. RefSeq names its product L-threonine 3-dehydrogenase, mitochondrial-like. Bases 110 to 1906 code for a protein of 598 amino acids. Gene Ontology annotation, cellular component: mitochondrial large ribosomal subunit. NCBI's taxonomy places the organism in Eukaryota, Metazoa, Arthropoda, Insecta, Diptera, Culicidae. Gene Ontology annotation, biological process: L-threonine catabolic process; translation. The transcript is spliced from 4 exons. The record is from RefSeq and is a predicted model, not a curated record. Gene Ontology annotation, molecular function: structural constituent of ribosome; L-threonine 3-dehydrogenase activity.
AUCAACGCAGUUUGCUUGCGCCGGCAGUCGAACGAAAGUACUUUUGCACGCUGUUCUUGUGAGUCGUAGAUUUGUGUUUGAAUCAAAUUAUUUCCAUAUUCUUUAUACAAUGUCCAAAAUUAAGCAUUCAACAGAGAAAGCGUUGCAGAUGCUUCGCACGCUGCCUCGAGUGUCUAUCGCCAAUAUCAGAGAUAACCCAAACUCGAAGAAAGCGGUGAAACGGGGUCGCGCACAACACGGUGGAGACAAGCACGGUGCUGGAAACAAAGGAUCCAACCAGCGGCAGAAUUACAUGCGACUCGGUUACGAAACGGGUAAUUCGCCAUUCUACCUUCGUUUCAGCUACGAGCCGUACUACAAGGGACAUCACCUCAAGCGGGAAUAUCCGCCUAUCAGUUUACACCAGCUGCAAAAACUGAUUGACACCAACCGGAUCGAUGGUAGUCAGCCGAUCGAUUUGACUACGAUCUGCAACACAGGCUUGUUCCAAAUUCGCCCGGAUCAGUUGCAUCACGGCGUUCAGAUUACGGACGAGGGUGCGGAUGAAUUCUGUGCGAAGGUAAACCUGGAGGUGCAGCAUGCCCCGGAGCUGGUGAUUGCGGCGAUCGAGAAAAACGGGGGAGUUGUACGAACUGCUUAUUACGAUCCGCACAGUUUGUUUGCCCUGGUGAAUCCGAAAAAGUGGUUCGAAAAGGGGGUACCCAUUCCGAGGAGAAUGCUGCCUCCGCAGGAUGCGGUCGAUUAUUAUACGGAUGCAAAGAAUCGGGGAUAUCUGGCUGAUCCGGAGGAAAUCAGUCGGGAGCGAUUGGUGCUGGCCCAGAAGUAUGGAUACGAACUGCCGAAGAUUGAGGAGGAUCCGGAGUAUGAGAUGUUGACGCAAGCGAAGGAUCCGCGGCAGAUAUUCUACGGGUUGAAUCCGGGCUGGGUGGUGAGUUUGAAGGAUCGGGCCAUCAUAAAAGCGAAGGAAGGUGGACUAGGCCAGCUUGGGACGGAAUGUGCAAAAUUACUCCGUAGCACCUAUGGGCAGGAAAGUGUAAUCCUGUCGGAUAUUAUCAAACCGAGCCAGGCAAUUGCCAACAGUGGUCCGUACAUUUUCGCUGACAUUUUAGAUUUUAAGGGCCUGCAAAAAAUCGUCGUCGACCAUCGUGUCGAUUGGAUCAUCCAUUUUAGCGCACUGCUCAGUGCCAUCGGUGAGCAGAACGUUCAACUGGCGGUGAGAGUCAACAUCGAAGGCUUGCAUAAUGUGAUUGAACUGGCCAAACAGUACAAACUGAGGAUAUUUGUGCCCAGCACGAUUGGCGCUUUCGGUCCGGAAAGUCCGCGGAAUCCCACUCCGAAUGUAACCAUACAGCGCCCGAAGACGAUUUACGGUGUGUCGAAAGUGCACGCAGAACUGAUAGGAGAGUAUUAUCACCACAAGUUUGGACUGGACUUCCGUUGUCUGAGAUUCCCAGGUGUGAUCUCCAGUGAUCCACCAGGCGGCGGUACCACUGACUACGCGGUGGCCAUCUUCUUCGAGGCGCUCAAGUCGGGCAAGUACAACUGCUACCUGAAACCGGACACACGAUUGCCCAUGAUGUACAUCGAGGAUUGUCUCCGGUCGUUACACGAAUUUAUGAUCGCUCCCGAAGAGAAACUGAAAACCCGUGUGUACAACGUAACGGCCAUGUCCUUCACGCCGGAGGAACUGGUGAACGAGCUGGCAAACUAUAUUCCGGAGCUGCACGUAAGCUACCAUCCCGACAGUCGUCAGGCUAUUGCUGACUCGUGGCCACAGGUGUUCGACGAUUCCGAGGCUCGCCAGGACUGGGGAUGGCAGCCUAAGUACGACCUCAAAAAGCUGGUGGAAUUGAUGAUUAAGGACGUCCAAGAGAACUAUAUUAACAAGGGGCUGAGUAAUGUGUGAUAGGAUGAGAAGAUUGCACGGUUUUCAUCGCAUCAUUCGAUUUUUGUAUUGUAUUGCAUGCCAUCUCGAAUAAAGGUACAUUGAAAGUUGCAUUCAAGUUUUGCUAACAA